Echinostoma caproni is the source of this 1143-nucleotide messenger RNA. The record is from the annotation of a GenBank genome assembly. Lineage: Eukaryota; Metazoa; Platyhelminthes; Trematoda; Plagiorchiida; Echinostomatidae.
AUGCAUCUUUUCUCAUUGGGUUUCGGUACCGAUCCACUGCUAACCGAGUCUACCAGUUUAACUGGAGACAAAACUUUGGCUUUGCAUGAUAUCACCGAUACGUGGCCUGGGUCAGGAGAUCAGAACACAAAUCUGUCUGGGUCUACGGUGUCCGGAUUUGGGGUCACUGAUCGUCCAGUGACGCCUCAUCUGACCGGAUCGGCCCCGGAGUUGCUCGGAUCACCCAGUUCCACUGGGACCGGUUUGGGUUUUAGUGGAAAUCAUAGACCUGAGCUUAGCACACCAAAACAAUCGGAGAUGACUAUGAAAUCGGAGAGCCCUUUGCUCCCGGUGACUCCGGUCACACACAGCAUGAAUGCAGAUCCGGAAUCUGUUCCAGAUGAAUCUACAUUGUCAUCGGAGACAAACGCUAUUGGGACAGCAGGAAGUACCACCAGCAGUAUACCAAUCGGAUCUCAUUCUAAAGCCAGUCGGAAACCGCUCAGACCACAAAUGGUUCGUCAGUUCUCGAAUGAUUGGGCGCCCAAAAAUGACGAUCCUAUUCGCACUCCUGAGGCACAGACAAAAUCGGACUAUCUGGACUGGUUUGGUUCUGUUGAAGAUGAGUGUUCCUCAUCGACUCUGAACUACGGACAAUCGGUUGGCUAUGUGGUGGAUUCCAGUGUCAGUAUCAAUAGACGCUUUCUGAACCCGUUUACCAGUAACACUGAAAAACGUGUGGUGGCCUCACUACGAGACGAUUUACUUCGUGGUUCAUUUGCACAGAGUGGUGAGAUGACAGGCGUCGUUAGUGCGUGUAUGGUCAUAUUGCGAUGGAAGGCAGUUCAAAGAGAGUCCUGGUUAGCGACCGAAGCAAGAAUGGGGCCCAUCCGACCAGACGCGCAGACGCAGCGGCGGGAAGUGCCUCGCGAGACAAUGUUGACUACCACCCGAAACGAGCGAAUCGACAAUUACAGCCCGACAGACAAUCCGCAGCUAACGGGAAAGUUACCUACCCAAUGCCACAACGUCGGAGCUGUCAAUCAACGCAUCUCGCGCCGCGAUCGGGUCAAACCAGUCGGAAUGGCACGCGGGAGAAGAGGCAACGUACGUGCCAAGUGCGGACCAAGACCAGCAAGGAAUGACCCACAGAAAGAGGCAUGA